Molecule: messenger RNA, 1383 nt
Organism: Miscanthus lutarioriparius
Lineage: Eukaryota; Viridiplantae; Streptophyta; Magnoliopsida; Poales; Poaceae
Source: the annotation of a GenBank genome assembly
AUGGCGUCGACUCCGAUCAAGAAGAUUGGCUGCAAGGACAAAAUAAAUUAUGAGGACCUUGUUGAAUCAGUGGUAGAGAAGUACCCGCCUGGUUAUUUGAAAGUAGCUCAUAUUCAGUAUUAUGACGAAGGUCUAAAAUCUUUCCUAGAAGUAAAAACCGACACCCACAGCUUGGAGGUUUCAAGUAAGAAAAAGGGAAAUCGCACUAACUCUAACUUUGGACGCUCAAAAUUGUCAAAAAGUGGGUCAAAUCAGCCCGAAACACUUUCUAUUGCUUCACGCGAAGAUCGACCUGCUCAAGUUAAAAGGAAGCGGACAUCUAUCAAGAAGAAGCUAGGCCUUCCAAAGAAAAAAGCCGUAGACAUUUCGAAGGUGCCACUUAACAGCCCAUCGAUGGGCACAAGAAGCAAGGCGGUACUUUCUAGCAGCCCUACCAUGAGCACGCGAAGCAAAAAGAAGGCUCAGUCUUUGAUUUAUGAUAUGCCUAUUGAAUUUGCUAGUUUGUGGCAAUAUGCCUACAUCACAGACCAUUCUGUUAAACCUGCCCCAGAUAGUCCUGCUAAUGGAUUAAUGCAAUGGCCUGUCAUUCGCAGGAUUUCAGGGCAGAAGCAAUGGCAUACCAUCAUGGGUAACGACUGGUGCCUUGUGCGAGUCCAGGCAGUGCGGGAGCUGAUCCUGUGGUCUAGGCGGCAGCGAUUCAACAAGACGCAGGAACAUUUCCCUACUCUGAAGGACUACAACGAUUAUCUGGAAGAAGUUGAGGAUAUGACUUUCAACCUGAUCGAAGGGAUAGAUGUCGAGGCGAUUGAAGCAAAAAUUGCAAGAUACCAACAGGAAAAUGCGGAGCAGAUAUACUUGUCCAGAGCUAAAAGGGCGGAAGAUCUUGCAGCAGCACUUAAAGCAAGCAGGAUGAACCCUGUAAAGGCCGAGGCCAAUGAUACGGCUGCUGGGAGUUCUCAGGGUAUUAGUGGUGGGGCGGGAGUUCAAGGCCAGUAUGCACCUGCCGCCGUUCUUGGGGGAGUGGCUCAGCCUCGCCCCACAGGUAUGGCUCCCCAACUAAUCGGCAAUCGGUCAGAUCCUCUUCAAGGAGAUGACGAGGAGACCAGGAGACUACGCGCAGAGCGAGCAGCACGAGCUGGUGGAUGGACUGCUGAAUUGAAUGACAGAGGAGCGAUGUCAAGCGAUGGCCACCAAUGCACGCAACAACAGCCCGUAGGUGUUAAGGUCGAGGUCCCCAAGGCCGCGCGGCGGCCUGGAGUGGCGCUCACCUUCGACUUCGAGUGUUCCGCGUGGCCUGACGAGAUGGAGGUGAGGAGGGUCUUUCCCGUCCGCCGCGGUGGGCCUGCGCCAGUGCAGCAGAACGUCGGCCACCAAUUCAGGUGA